AUGAACGUCACAAAACUGCUCGUACCACCACAAGACGGACCCCUGAGAAGCCGGUCGUCUGUAAGCGGCUCUAACCGCCUGCGAAUUACGUGCAACGCGGCUUCGCCAGGCGCGCAGCCCGCGGAAGACCCCUACCAGGUGCUGGGCGUGCGUCCCCUGGACUCAUUCGAUGCCAUCAAGAUGGCGCACAGGAAGAAGCUGCGGGACGCGGAGGGCAAGGGGGACGAGGCGGAGAUAGAGCGGAUCGACAGGGCAUAUGACGCAAUAAUGAUGCGCCAGCUCACCAUGCGCAAGAAGGGCGUCACAUUCGGUUCCCUCGAGGUCUCGAAAGACAUCAAGUUUGCCGACCAGACAAACUUCCUUCCGUGGCUGCCGCGCUACGAGAAGGCGGAGAACAAGAGCAUCCUCAUCAACGCUGCUGUCUCUGCUGUUAUGGCGGUGUGGAUGGUGGGGGCGCAGAGCACGGAUUGGAAGAUCCUGCAGUUCCUCCUCUCCUUCUACAUCUUCCAGCUCUUCAUGAAACUCGACCCCUUCUACCCGCAAAACACUGAGGAGGGGGAGAAGAGAUGGCAGAGGAACGGGCGACGACUGACACGUGCGAUGGGCCUCGUUUUCGGUGUCAUUGCUCUUGCCUCUUUGGUUCACACGCUCGUAAUCAAGGCCUAUUCCCUCGCUGGGAUGUAUGUUCCACGAGCGCUUUACACCUUUCAGGAAACUUUUAUCACUUUGUUUACAAGCGUCAGUUUCCAUGAAGAACGUCAAGUAGCCCUUAGCACUCUAUUUUCCUUCUUCUACAUUAGUUGGGGAGGGGAACCAUGGCGGAGGCAUCAGAGCGCGCACCGGGGAACCCGUGGCUGCACGUGCGACGAGAACCGCGCCUCGACCACCUCCCCGACUCGCGACGGCUCGCAAGAGCCACGUGUCACAUGCGAGGCGAUAGAAUCGUGCCUCAAGCUUUCCAAAGACCAAGCGCGGCUCGUUCUAGACACGCUAGCGUCCGUUCUCCCCACCGGCAGCGAAGACAUCGACUCGCUGUCCGACGCGUCGCCGUCAGAUGCGGCGAAGAUCGGAACGGACGUGGACCUCUUGCUGCUCUUCCUCUUCCUGCAGCGGUAUCGCCGCGUUCCCAACCGCUCGUCGCGCGACGCUGCUGUGCUCGCGGAUGUGUGGCCGCAGGGGCCGUCGCCGUUCGACUCGGUCUCCCCUACCGCGACCUCUGCGCUCCAGAUAAAGACAAGCCUGGCCACCCGGCAGCGGUUCCAAACGGGGCAUGCGGAGGAGGAGCAGCAGCAGCUGACGUUUCUGCAGAAGAACCUUCCAGCCAUUCUUCAGCUGCUGGCGGAACAUGGCUCUGACGCUGCUGGUGGUAGUGGCGACGGCACGGAACCCGGCACACAGGUCAUUUCCAUUGACAAGUUUGAACUGCUCGGUCUCUUUCUUCGGGUUAACCGACCCGGAGUCCCCUCCCUCCUCCUCUCCCAAGUCGCUCCCUUCUUUGCCGAAGCUGACGCUGCCAUGCCUCCCGCGCCCGUACCUCUCUCCGUGGCUCAAGACUGGCUCGGCCCGAGGCUCUGCUGCACGUCCGACCACGGCCCGGACCUAAGGCCGCAGUCCCCCUCCCGCCCCGCCAAGGUCCCCGCGGAUAGGGGCGGCGAUUCCGCCGCGUCCCCCACCAAAAGCGGAGAUACACCCAUGGGGGAAGGGGGAGCAGCGGGGGGAAGCGGGGCAGGCGCAGGGGGGGAGGUUCAGGUAUCGCCUAGAGGGGCCGCGGCCAAUGGGGCGAUGACAGGUGGCGUGCUGUCGCGGCGUGUGUGGGCGGCGGCAGGGAUGACGACCGUUGAUGGGGUUGCAAAGAUGUCGGUUCUCAAGGGGGAGACGGAGGUGGAUAGUAGCUGCGUGCGGGUGGCGCACUGUCACGACAGUGUGAUCUACGUACUCGCUCCGCUCAAGUACGCCUCCGUUAUUGGCUGCUCCGACUCCAUUGUGGUGCUGGGCGCUGUUGGCAAGGUGGUGCGGGUGGAAGCCUGUGAACGCCUGACCCUCAUCGCUCCCUGUGCGCGCAUCCGCAUAGCCAACUGCCGCGAGUGCGUGUUCUACCUCGGCUGCAACUCCCGCCCCGUCAUUCUCGGCGACAACCACUCCCUGCAGAUCGCCCCUUACAACACCUUCUACCCCCGCCUCGAUUACCACCUCGCAAAGGUCGGGUUUGUGCCGUUUGUGGUUCCGUUCCGGACGCAGCAGGAGCAGCCGGGAGGAGGGGGCGCCAGUCCGCUGCUGCAGCAGGCCACGCGGGCCAACCCAUUUGCUCUGCCCAAGACAUACCUCAUUGCGCUGCAGCACAAGACCAAGACGGUGGAGAGUCUUCGUCAAACGCUCAAGACAGCGGUGCUGGACGAGGGGCGGAAGAGGGAGUUGACGAACGUCAUCCAGGCUCACUUCAAGGAGUGGCUGCUCACAUCGGGCAACAUUCGGCAGGUGUACGAUCUUGCACGUCUUGACAGAGACCCGUAG
Messenger RNA from Closterium sp. Yama58-4, 2511 nucleotides. The record is from the annotation of a GenBank genome assembly. NCBI's taxonomy places the organism in Eukaryota, Viridiplantae, Streptophyta, Zygnematophyceae, Desmidiales, Closteriaceae.